AUGGGGUUCCUGGGCGUGUACCGGGCCAGUUACGACUACGCCGCCCAGGCCGAAGGCGAGCUGGCCAUCACCGAAGGCGACCUGCUGUAUGUUCUUGACAAGAAAGGCGACGAUGGCUGGUGGAAGGCCAAGAAGAAGGCCGGCGCCGACGACGACGACGAGCCCACUGGCCUCGUGCCCAACAACUAUGUCGAGCAGGCCCCUUCCUUGAGCCACGCCCGUGCUCUCUACGACUACACACGCCAGACCGACGAGGAGCUCUCCUUUCCCGAAGACGCGCAGCUCGAUGUCUUCGAUGCCACGGAUCCCGAUUGGAUCCUCGUCGGCCUCGACGGUGAAUACGGCUUUGUCCCAGCCAACUACAUUGAUCUGGACGCAGCUGACGAGGCUCCCGCUCCACCCUUGCCCCCGGCUCCCCCACAACUGCCCGCGAGGCCACCACAACCUGAGCCAGCGGUGCCGGAUAGUCCGGUCGAGCCAUCGCCGCCUCCCGCAAAUCCGGCCGCUACCCUCGCCGGUGUCAUGCACGCCCGGGCGGCAUCACAACAGGCCUCGCCCCCUCCCCAACCUGCCCGGAACCCCGCCCCGUACCAGGAGCCCGAAGACUUCGACGACCAACCCAUUCGAUCCCCCGCGCUGCCCACUCGACCACGGCCGCUCUCGCCGCAAUCACCCACAUAUGACGAGCCAGGUUCCCCCGUCAUCCAGACUCCCCGGGACAAUACUCGAACGCCCGGGGGCUUCCACAUGUACAAUAUUAAUGAGAUGGUCUCGAUCAUGGGGAAGAGGAAGAAGAUGCCCACAACCCUUGGCAUAAACCUCUUGACAGGAACGAUCCUCGUGGCCCCGGAGCACGUCCAGGAUGGUCCCUCGCAAGAGUGGACCGCUGACCGCAUGACCCAUUACUCGCGUGAGGGCAAACAUGUCUUCAUGGAACUUGUUCGACCAAGCAAGAGUGUCGAUUUCCAUGCCGGAGCUAAGGACACUGCCGAGGAGAUUGUCAACGCCCUGGGUGAAUUGGCUGGUGCCGUGCGUGCUGAAGGACUCCGAGAGGUCAUCAUGGCGGGCUCUGGUAAGAGCAGAAAGAAGGGUCAGAUCCUCUAUGACUUCAUGGCCCAGGGUGAAGACGAGGUGACGGUUGCUAUCGGCGACGAGGUCAUCAUUCUUGACGAUGCCAAGAGUGAGGAGUGGUGGCAAGUGCGGCGCCUCAAGAACGGAAAGGAAGGUGUUGUCCCAAGCAGCUACAUCGAGAUAUCUGGCACUAUCACGCCCCCGCCCGGAGGUUACUCGGCCAAGUCCAUGGUCGAGCAGAAUAGAUUGGACGAGAUCAGGUUGACAAAGGAGGCUAUGAAAGCCAGCAAAGAACCGCAGCAGGUAGGGCCGGGAAUGCCUCUUCCUGAACGAGGCAGCAGUCUCAUGGCGAGAAAGAAUGGUAAUAAUUCUGGACAGCAGCGAAGUCGGCGAGAGAAUGGACGAAGCGACGGCAACGGCCAGCCCAAGUCCAAGCCAAAACCGGAUGCGUCCAAAGUGCGCACCUGGACAGAUCGAUCUCAAUCAUUUAGCGUCGAGGCACAGUUUUUGGGCCUCAAAGAUGGCAAGAUCCACUUGCACAAGAUGAAUGGCGUCAAGAUCGCAGUCCCCAUCACCAAAAUGUCCCGCGAAGACCUUGAGUACGUCGAAAACUUUACUGGUAUUUCUCUAGAAGACGAUAAGCCCCUGGCGGAUGUGAAACGGGCUAGAACUGCUGAGAAGAAGGCGCCUGAGAAGGCAGGCGUGACAAUUGACAAAUCGCCAAAGUCCGACUAUGACUGGUUUCAGUUCUUUUUGUCUUGCGAAGUUGCCGUGGGCCUCUGCGAGCGCUACGCCCAAGCGUUUAUCAAGGACUCGAUGGACGAAAGCGUGCUGCCCGAUGUCGACGCCAAUACUCUACGAGCUCUGGGCCUCCGCGAGGGCGACAUUAUCAAAGUCGUGCGUGCCCUAGACGCCAAGUAUGGACGCAACCGAGGCGGCAAGCGGAGCGUUAGUUUCGCAUCUGACGGCGCCGAUGGGGACGGUGCAGCAGGGGGGUUGUUCUCGGGGCCUGGAGGCACGCUGCGAAACAACACACGCAAGGGCCGGCCAGCGCCCGCAGUACAAACAAGCAAUGUCGUCGAUGCCAAAGCCUUCUCCAAGUCGGAGCAGUCAGGGGCUAGUGACGACGAUGCCAGGUCUCCAGCACCGGCCAGCCCAAGCAACGCGGCCCCCAGCUCUCGCCAAACGGCCACGGGCGGGUUUGACGACGACGCAUGGGAUGUGAAGCCUAGCAAGCAACAGCCACCCGCAGAAUCCAAGCCGAAGCCGCCGCCAGAGGCUUCGUCGGCCACGCCGCCGGCCACCCAGGCCCUGACUGGCUCCAUGAAGGAGCUGUCCCUGUUGACCGCGCCCCUUGAGCCGACCAAGACGGAGCCGACGCUGCCGGCAGCCAGGCCUGAAGCUGUGACGGAGCAGCCAGCGCCAGCCGUAGCUCCUCCGCAAUCUUUGCCCGGCGCCAGCCCGUCAUUCUUCUCGGCUGUGUCUCAGUCCCAGCAACCCGCCCAUGCCUCACCCCAGGCCAUGCUACGGCAACGACCUACUCCUCCCCAGACGCUACAAAACCAAAGCUCUUUGGCACCACCGCCACCCCAGCGGCCACUGUCGGCUCCGCAGUCGGCCCAACCCAGCGCCUUCUCACCCCCGCCCCUGAUGCCCCAGAUGACGGGCUCCUUGCAGGGACAGGUAGCGCCGCCAGGGCAGAGUCUCCUCGAGAUCAACCAGGCUCGCCUUCAGCAGCAGUACACAGCGCAGAUGCAGCAGCAACAGCCCUUGCAACCUAUGCAGCCUAUGCAGCCUAUGCAGCCCAUGCAGCCCAUGCAGCCGACUAUGACCGGGUACCCAACCCAAGGCAUGGUCCCGUUCCCUACCGGCGCAUCGGCGCAGUUUAUGCAGCCCAUGAUGACGGGCGCACCAGGACCGAAUCAGUUUGCACCAAUCCCGGGCCAGGCUACUGGCUUCCAGCCCUCAUUCCCCGUUGCGCAGUCCAUGUACGGCCAACCCGCUCCCGGAGGUGUCAACAGCUACCUCCCUCCGCCACUGGAGCCUCAGCGAACGGGGAUGCCUGUUCUACAGCCCCAGGCAACCGGCCUUAUGGGCAUCAACGGCCCAAUACCCCCCCAGCCUCUACAACCACAGCAGACUGGCCCCGCGCCUGCCAUUCGCUUUGGCGUGACGGGCGACGCCAACAAGCUCACUCCCCAGGCAACCGGGCGCAGGGCCAACCUAGCGCAAGCAACCCCCCAAAAUCCCUUUGGUUUCUAA
Messenger RNA from Ilyonectria robusta, 3333 nucleotides. RefSeq lists its product as uncharacterized. Gene Ontology annotation, biological process: regulation of actin filament polymerization; actin cortical patch assembly. The transcript is spliced from 4 exons. NCBI's taxonomy places the organism in Eukaryota, Fungi, Ascomycota, Sordariomycetes, Hypocreales, Nectriaceae. Gene Ontology annotation, molecular function: cytoskeletal protein binding; identical protein binding; protein-macromolecule adaptor activity. Bases 1 to 3333 code for a protein of 1110 amino acids. The record is from RefSeq and is a predicted model, not a curated record. Gene Ontology annotation, cellular component: nucleus.